Messenger RNA from Thalassophryne amazonica, 4424 nucleotides. RefSeq names its product VPS8 subunit of CORVET complex (gene vps8). The transcript is spliced from 46 exons. Gene Ontology annotation, cellular component: early endosome; late endosome; CORVET complex. The record is from RefSeq and is a predicted model, not a curated record. Gene Ontology annotation, molecular function: protein binding. Gene Ontology annotation, biological process: endosomal vesicle fusion; protein targeting to vacuole. NCBI's taxonomy places the organism in Eukaryota, Metazoa, Chordata, Actinopteri, Batrachoidiformes, Batrachoididae. The coding region runs from base 63 to 4214 and encodes 1383 amino acids.
GCCACAGAAGAAGAAGGAGCGGCAGGAAAAGGAGGAGGAGAAGAAGAAGAAGGUAAACAGUAAUGGCGGAAUGUCGGAGCAGCUCGUCGUCUCACUUCAGUCUGAUGGAGACGGACGAGAUUGAUGAUAAGGAGUUUGACAUUCCCCAAGUGGACACGCCUCCCACACUGGAGAGCAUCCUCAACGAGCUUGAUGAUGAAGAAGAACCUUUUGUGUUGGAGGACUCGUGCAUGCUGAAUGCAGACAACAUCGAUGCACACUCCUGUGACACCUCGUCUCUAACCAGCUCUGACAGUGGAGACCCAGUGCACCUCAAGAGGAAGAAGAGGGUUGUGGACUUUACUGCAACCGUGCACGGGUCUGUUCUACGCCACAGUUUGCUGAAAGGCAUCUCGGCACAGAUCGUGUCUGCUGCUGACAAAGUGGACGCCGGCCUCCCAACCGCCAUAACGGUGUCCAGUGUGAUUGCUGUGGGGACGUCACAUGGUCUGGCUUUGGUCUUUGAUACCAGUCAGGCUCUGCGGCUGUGCCUGGGCACCAAGGCCACAGGGGCAGAGUACGGGGCAGUGUCCGCCCUCAGCAUCAACAACGACUGCUCACGACUUCUGUGUGGAUUUGCUAAAGGACAGAUUACUAUGUGGGAUUUAGCCAAUGGGAAGCUUUUGAGAAGCAUCACCGACGCCCACCCUCCAGGGACAGCGAUACUGCAUGUUAAGUUCACAGAUGAUCCAACACUUGCAGUGUGCAGUGACAGUGGAGGAUCAGUUUUUGAGUUAGCUUUCAGGAGGGUAAUGGGGAUGCGUUCCUGUGACUCUCGGUGUCUCUUUAGUGGUUCGAAAGGUGAAGUUUGUUGCAUUGAACCCCUACGUGCUCCUCCAGAUAUCAAAGACCAUCCAAUCACACACUACUCUCUGCUGGCUAUGGCAUCGCUCACUAAGAUUUUGGUUAUUGGACUCAAACCAUCCCUGAAGGUCUGGAUGACGUUUCCCUACAGUAAGUCUGAUCCAUCCAGUGUUCCUCAGCUGGCGUGGCAGUUUGUUCACGUUCAGAAGACGGUGAACCCGGUCCUGGCUUUCUGCAAAGGAGAAACCGUGCACUUUCUCUUGGUCAAGAGGGAGGAGACAGGGACUAUCCAUGUCAUCAAGCAAAGACAACUCCACCUUAACUGUGAUAUUAUAAGCCUCAAUUGGAUUAACAGCUGCACAUUGGUCCUGUUGGACAGCCAUGAAAAGCUACACGUUGUUGACCGUUCCACGCAUGAGGUGUUGGAGACAAUGGAUCUGGACCAGGUGCAGCUGGUGUACAACAGUCGACAUUUCAAAUCACUGGCCACAGGAGGAAAUGUGUCGCAGGCUCUGGCUUUAGUGGGAGAAAAGGCCUGCUACCAGUCCGUCUCCAGCUAUGCAGGACAGAUCAUCUAUCUUGGCAUCAAGUCUGCUCACUUGAUGACUCUGAGGAACUGGAGAGAGCGUGUAGAAUUCCUGCUGAAGCAGGAACACUUUGCUGAGGCUCUUUUGCUGGCCUGGACCUUCCACGAGGGAACGGCCAAAGCGGUUGUUGGCUUGGCUGGAGACUCAGUGAAGAGGAAAGGAGUGGUGGCCGACAAGAUGAACGAGAUCCUGUUUCAGUUUGCAGAACAUGCACUAAAGAAGAGCCCAGAACAAGGAAAGAUCCAAGUGAUGGAGCAGCAUUUCCAAGACGUGGUCCCCAUCCUCGUGGAUUACUGCCUGUUGCUGCAGAGAGUUGACUUGCUAUUCGAGCAGGUCUAUGGUCAGCUGGUGGAGAACGUAGUUGCUAAGGGUGUCUUCCUGGAGUCACUGGAAUCUUACAUAGUUGCAGAUCGCCUGGGUCACCUGCCCACUCACAUCAUGAGGGACCUCCUGGCUCAUUACCAUGGCAACAGUAUGAUGGACAGCUUUGAAAGAUGCAUCGUCCACCUUGAUGUCACCAGUUUGGACAUGCAGAAGGUGGUUCAGAUAUGUUGGGAAAACCAGCUCUAUGAUGCUAUGAUCUACAUUUUCAACAGUGGCAUGAAUGACUACAUCACACCGAUGGAGAAGCUCUUCUCAGUCAUUGGUCCAACGCUCAGUGAGGGACGGACUCUAACAGAUAAAGAGGUGGUGAUGGGAAACAAACUGUUAGUCUACAUAAGCUGUUGUCUUGCUGGAAGGGCCUAUCCGCUUGGAGACAUCCCUGAGGACCUUGUUGUUCAAGUCAAGAACCAGGUGUUUGAAUUCCUGGUCCGUCUCCAUUCAGCCGAUUCGACGGAGGAGGAGGUUUUUCCGUUUCUGCGGACUCUUCUUCAUUUUGACACCCGGGAGUUCCUGAAUGUCUUGGCCAUGACGUUUGCGGACUUUAAGAACGAUAAGCAGGCACUUGAGUACCAGCAGAGGAUCGUUGACAUCUUACUUCAGGUGAUGGUGGACAACCCGGAUUUUACUCCUUCCCAGGUGGGCGGACUCUUCACCUUUUUGGCUCGACAGUUGGCCAAACCAGACAACACGCUGUUUGUGAACAGGAAGCUCUUUGAUCAGGUUUUGGAAUUCUUGUGUUGCCCAGAUGAUGACUCCAGAAACACAGAAAGGCAGCAGGUUCUCCUGGAGCUUCUCUUUGUUGGUGGCGUGGUCCAGUUCGAUGAAGGAAAGUUGUUGGCUCUGGUGGAGAAGGCUAAGUUCUACCAGAUCUGUGAAUUUCUGUAUGAGAAGAAACAUCAGUAUGACAAGAUCAUUGACUGCUACCUGAGAGACCCCGUCAGAAAAGGGGAGAUCUUCAGCUACAUACACAAUCUGCUGUCCAUGCCGGGCUACAGCGCAGAGGAGAAGCAAGCUGUCCAAGACAAAGCGCUGCAGAACAUGCAGGAGCUGGUGACCCUGGACCCCAACAAGUCAGCUGACCUGGUCCUGUUUCACCUUUCUGAAAAGGUGCAGCAAAUCAUCUCUGACAUCCAGGAUGACUACCUACGUUUCAAGUUUCUCGGUUUUCUUCUGGAACCAAAGGAAGGACACCUCUCAGGGACUGUGUUACCUAAAGAACGCGACCUCCAUGAGCACUUGCUGGAGUUGCUGUGCCGCUUUGCUCCCCAGCAGCUCCUGGGCUUCCUGCAGACCUCUCAGAAAUACAGACUGGAGACGGCCAUACAGAUCACAGAGAAAUACCAACACAGUGAUGCUACAGCCUAUCUCCUGGAAAAGAAAGGAGAUGUUCUUGGAGCUUUUAUGGUCCUAAUAAAGACAUUCAAGUUAAAACUGGUCCAACUCUGUGAGAGAAGAUCUGAAGUGGACCAGAGAUCACAGACGCUGAUGGGAAUCGAAGCUUCGCUGGAUGAAAUCAUCGCCCUGUGUAACCGAAGCUCUCACAACCUCGACGCCAAGCAAAGAGAGGAUCUGUGGUUUCCACUGCUGGAAACUAUGAUGGAUUCUCAGAAACUAGUCAAGGAGCCGAGUGAUAAACAUGUCUCUGAGGUGUUGAAGGAGCUGACAAUGAAGGUUCUGAACAGCAUGAGCACAGUGAUCUCUCUGCCAGCCAUCAUCCAGAGAAUACUGCAGGAUCCUGUUUAUGGGAAAGGACAGCUGGCAGAAAUCCAAGGCCUUGUUCUGGGCAUGUUGGAGACUUUUAACUAUGAGCAGACUUUACUUGAAACAACCACCAGUCUGUUGAACUCUGACCUCCACUGGUCCCUGGCCCACCUGUGUGCUGUGGUCACCAGGGGACUGCACCCUCGACAGGACUUCUGCAACAUCUGUCUCCAGCACUACAAGAAGAGACAGGACUCUGUGGAGGAAAUUAUUGUCUUCAGCUGUGGCCACCUUUACCACCGUCAGUGCCUCCAGCAGAAGGACUGUGUGCGGGGCGUCACCUCGGACCAGCCGCAGCAGUGGACCUGCUACAAAUGCUCCUCCAGCCAGGGAGGGAGGAGUGCACUGUGUCAUGAUGCCAGGAGAGGGCGCAGUAUGUCCUUAGCACAGACUCGUGUGACAUCAGCGCAUCAUGUGACAGGAGCAGACGUUCAUAACUCGGUGUUCGUUGAAGCAGCGUUGGACCUUCCUCAGGAACAGUCUUGGGCUGAGCUCCGUUGUUUAUAUCGAGGACCGUCCAGGUUGGCGAUUUUAUCUGAACUCUCUCAUGGCAACGAGAAAACGGGACUUCUCAGCACAACACAAACUUCAUCAGAUUUCCAACUUAAACUCUCACCUCCACCUCUGGUUGAAGAGUAGCACCAUUGACACGGUCAAAGUGCUACCUGCAGAUCUCUGGUUCUGUGUUUGUGAAAGUGAAGAUGAAACCAGAAGUCCGGUUACUGUGCAGUACACUUCACGAUAUCUCUGACUGGAAAGACUGAGAACCUUCAUCGAUCAAUCAUCCUGUGUUGUUGUUUUUUAUUUCUGAUUGGCUCCGUGUCAAAUGUUAAUAAAAGUUUAAACGUC